This is a messenger RNA of Neltuma alba, 1080 nucleotides long. RefSeq lists its product as uncharacterized. Lineage: Eukaryota; Viridiplantae; Streptophyta; Magnoliopsida; Fabales; Fabaceae. The coding region runs from base 1 to 1080 and encodes 359 amino acids. The transcript has a single exon. The record is from RefSeq and is a predicted model, not a curated record.
AUGACUCUUGUGCUCUCUGGACGAAGAAACACUGUCAUUCCUAUGUCGAAUGAAGAAGACGAUGACCUAUUGGCGAGAAGCUCGAAAAAGAUCAAAAAUGGAAAUGGAGAUAACAGUCGAAGUGUAUUGCAAGGCCACUGGCCAAAGCCAGGAGAAAACUUCAAAGACAGCACCUCUGGGAAACAGUCAUUUGCUAAUAAACUGAAAGGUGUCAACAGGGGAGAUGAGGACUCGGCUGAUGAGGAAGAAUAUUACGAUAAUGAUAGUGUGGAUGGCAACAGUUCAGAUUCUCUUAAAGAGCAAAAUAUAGAUGCUGAUGAACCCCUAUACAAAACAUCAGAGGAUCCUAAUCGAAACUUCCCUACAUUUACGUUCUCUAAUCGUAUGAAGAAGAAACUGUACAGGGCGUGGAGGAAGUCUCUGAUUGUGAAGCUCCUGGAUAGAUAUAUAGGCUACAAAGCACUCGAAACCCGUCUACAAUCGAUGUGGGUAAAGAGAGGAGUUAUUAGAUUGAUUAAUAUUGGACAUGGUUAUUAUGUGGUGAAGUUUACAAACAAAGAAGACUAUUAUGAAGCUCUCACUGGGGGUCCAUGGAUGAUCUACGACCACUAUCUAACUAUGCAGCCAUGGGAGCCAAAUUUCAGAUCAGAUAGAGCAACCAUAGACAAAGUAGCUGUUUGGGUGAGACUGCCGAAGAUCUUCAUGGAAUAUUAUGAUAAAGAAGCACUUACCAUCAUUGGUAAUAGGAUCGGAAAAACAAUUAGAAUUGAUAUGAAUACCUCUUGUCAAUUAAGGGGUCAUUACGCAAGAAUUUGUGUCUUGGUGGAGCUAGGAAAGCAACUUAUGUCAGGAUUUUAUUUAGAUGGGGAAGCUUAUUAUUUAAAGUAUGAAGGUCUCCAUAUGCUUUGCACAAGCUGCGGAGUUUACGGCCAUAGGUCAGAGACGUGUUCUUCAAAAAAGAUAAACAUAGAGGAGAAUGUAGAUGCUGCGAAUGGCAAGACUACGGUGAAUAGCGAUCAAAGAAUGGAGGACAGCCACAAAAUACAUGAUCACUGGACAGUAGUGCAGAAACAGAGAUGA